AAGCGCAAGCGCUCGCGCCGAUUCUGAUUGGACCGCGGAGGGCUCAGAAAGAAAAAAACAGGUUACGCCAUAUUGUCAGCCUCUAAAAGACAGCGAAAAAUGACAAAAUAGCUUACUCUGCCGACGCUAGACGCUAAAGAUGGCUCACACCGGGGCAAUGGAAGAGGAUUGCUCCUCCAGGCAGAGGUCUGGUGUCUGCCUGCGGAGUCGACCAUGCUCCAGCGAGAGAGACGGUCAGGUACGGGCUGUCAAAGCUGCUCUCCAGUCCAGGUUGGGGCCCUACGAGCCGGUUCUGACCUACCUGCAGUCCGUCCUAGUGUGGGAAAGACCCCUUCAGUGUGUGCUUCUCUACAUUGUGGUCAACAUCGUGUUCUGGUUCUUCGCUCUCACCUCACUGCGCCUGCUGUUCCUUCUGGCUUCUGGUCUGGCUGUUCUUGUUUGUGUUGAUACCUGGAGAAAUAAGAUCUGGCCAGAGAUUAGAGUCAGAAAACUUGACGAAUCAGAAAAUGAGAGCUGGGGUCUGGUGCAGCCUGGCAUCCUCAGUGUGCCUGAACUGUGCCACCACAUGGCUGAGGCCUGGGUCAGUGUGUCAGUUCUUGCAUCCGCUAUGGUGCAGUACAAACGACAUAACCCCGGCAAGUUUUGCCUCCUGACCUGUGGAGUGUUCACCUGUUUGGCUACGGUUGGGCGCUACAUUCCCGGAUUGGUGCUCUCCUACUCCGCUGUGUUAGCUACUCUCCUGGCCCCUCUGGGAGCCUAUCACAGGGUGUUUCAGCAUGUGUAUGUGAGGCUGGAGCCGGUCCUGCAGCGGCUGGACUUCAGUGUUUGUGGAUACAUGAUGAAAAAGCCUAUUGAUAAUCAGUUCCUACGGAUGCCCAUCCACGGUGCAGCGUCAGGCGAAGCCAGUGACAGUGAGGAGGAGUUGGCUGCUUUCUGCCCAUCAUUUGAUGAUGCGGUUGUUGCGAAGGAACUUGCUCUGACUGACUCGGAGCACUCUGAUGCUGAGGUGUCCUACACUGAAAAUGGAACAUUUAACCUAUCACGUGGCCAGACCCCGUUGACAGAGGGCUCUGAGGAUCUCGACAGACACAGCGAUGCCGAGGAAUCCUUCGCUCAGGACCUCCCGGACUUCCCCUCCAUAAACCCUGAUGCCACUCUGAUGGACGAUGACGACGACACAAGCAUAGGUCUGCCAAGUCUGGGUCCGUCUGGGCUAGCUAGUUACCGGGCCUCAGUGCUGGAUGUAGAUGCUCAUCUGGACUCUGACCAGGAGGAUCUGGAUACAGAACUUUCUCUCAGCGGCCUGCCACGUGCCUCUGAUUUCACGGGGGACUUGGCUGGAGUCAUCGCCAGCAACAUGAUCCAGGCAGCGCUGUUGGGAGCAAUGCAACCUCGGCCUCCUGCUACCCAGCGCAGAGAAGGCCCUCCUAGGGCCGGGCCCCACCGCAGCUACCGCAAGCAGUCCAGCUCUGAGCUGGACACAGACUUGGACGGAGAGGACUUUGAAAUGCUGGAUCAGUCUGAACUGAACCAGAUGGAUCCCCUUGGAGGAGGAGGGGGCAGUAGACAGGGAGAGAGCCAGGGGUCGAACUUCUUGUCUAGCCUCCUGGGUAAACCACAGUAAAGUGUGUGUGUGUGUGUGUGUGUGUAUGAGAGUGUGUGUGUGUCUGUAUGCCUGUGUGCACGGGUUCAGGUGCAGUGUAGUGUUAGAGAGCUGUGUGUGUGUGUGUGUGUGUGUGUGUGAGAGGGAGAAAUGAUGAUUUUAGGUUCCAGCAGCCCUGCUUCUGAUUGGCAUCAGUUUAUCACUGUGAAGUACUUUUUCUUUUUUCGAUCUUUUCAAACUCUUUUCUCCCGUACUUUGAAACCCUGAUCAUCCAGAGACUUUUACUUUGUAGGUUGAGCAAUAGGACAUGCAACAACAAAAAUAAAACACAUUCAGACAUUUAAUAAACCAGCAUUGUUGAGCCUUGUUGCGGUCUUUUAAUUGUAUGCACCCAUAAAUUACAAGGGUGCUUGUUAGUGACUAUAAAUAAAGGACAGCAGCGCCCAUAAAGUCUUUUCUACCGGGAGGUGGGCACAUACAGGGCUAUUUAACAUGGGACCAAAUAUGACAUUCCUGUUGGUUGAGCUGAGCCAUGUUGCUUUGAUAAUGACAUAAUGAAACAUGUUUAGCUUCUUCACUCAUUGGAAUAAUCGUUUCUUCCAUCGCAUUUUGUCGAAGAAACCGCAGUUCAUGUUGCUGUUGACAUUAUUGCUCGCUGUCCUUAAAAGUAACAUGUGGCUAAGAUCUGUUACAAGAUUAUUUAAUGUUACAGCGAUUAAUAAACAUUUUCCACACAACACUUAAGCAGUUGUGGAUUUGGACAGUGAUUCUCUUCCAUGAUGAAGAUGACUGAUAUUUGGAUUAAAGUUUCAGUUGUUUCUCUGUAUGAUUUUCUUAAACUUCCUUUUCCUUUUCUGCUGUCUAACAUAUGAAGACAUUUUCUUGCAUUUCUUUGAGCUUAUUUUAUUUUCUUGAAAGGUCACAUUACAGUCUUAAGAUAGAUAUCUGACCCGGAGGAACACUUGAUGUUAUGUUUGUUGUUCAUUGUAUUUAUGAAUUUGUGCCCCAGGUUUGCUUCUUUUUUUUUCUGUGUGAGUAAGUUCAGAAUAUUUUUGAUUUUCCUGCCCUUCAAAUACAGCUCAAUAACAUAUUAUGUCCAUGUUUAAUACCUUGAAUGAGCCCUAAGCUUUGUGUGUUUUUUUUUUUUUUUUUUUUCUUUUUCAAAAGUAACAUUUAAACAAAUUUCUUCAAGUAUUUUACCAUCUUUGUAUUUCAUGUAGUUGACAGUCAUGCAGAACUUUUUAAGAGAUAAAUCAAAUGCUCUUCAAUUCAUGGAUCUUUUACUAUUUUAAUGGGGAAACAUGUUUACAUGAAAAUUGGGUAUAGAAAGUUAUCCUUAUAUCCUUUUUUUUUUUUUUUUUUUGUUAAGUCUGAGUGUGUAAAGAUUUAAAUUGGCUUUUCUGUGCUGGUCAGCCUGAUUUAUUUUUUAAAUGGACAAACUUAAAUGAGCCACAGUUGAGAUUUAUUGAAAUCAUAUAUCAAAAAGUUUUAAAAUGCUGGGUUUUUAACUAGAGGAAAACACAUCGCUCUCUUUCAAUUGUGUUAUUUUGAGAGGAAAAUCAUAGCUGCAAAAGAUUUAGCACAAUAGAAUAAAAAAAACUGCUGGAUUCACAUUCAUGGAGAAGUAGAAAACACGUGCACUGAUAGGAAAUUGCUGGGAUUUUGAGGCUAUAAAAAGGAGUUAGUCUCAGCUGUUUGGCCACCUCAGUUAACCAGAAUGUUGCUCAUUGCUGCUCCAUGAAGAAAGAAAGUCAGUUCCUCAGUAUGAGUGAUCUGUAGUUUGAUAAUGUAAUGUGCAUUGUAGUGUAUUUUCUUCUCUGUAACUGGUUUUGAUAUGUUUUGAUGUGCAAAUCGUAUUGAAUAAAAUGUUUGCAAUUAA
Molecule: messenger RNA, 3482 nt
Organism: Morone saxatilis (striped sea-bass)
Lineage: Eukaryota; Metazoa; Chordata; Actinopteri; Moronidae
Gene: retreg3
Product: reticulophagy regulator family member 3
Exons: 10
Coding region: 140-1624 (494 amino acids)
Biological process (GO): reticulophagy
Source: RefSeq, a predicted model, not a curated record